Molecule: messenger RNA, 1587 nt
Organism: Vicia villosa (hairy vetch)
Lineage: Eukaryota; Viridiplantae; Streptophyta; Magnoliopsida; Fabales; Fabaceae
Product: adenylyl-sulfate kinase 3-like
Exons: 7
Coding region: 375-1316 (313 amino acids)
Biological process (GO): sulfate assimilation
Molecular function (GO): ATP binding; adenylylsulfate kinase activity
Source: RefSeq, a predicted model, not a curated record
AACAGGUAGACAUUUCAUCUCAGAUAAUCGUGAUUACUGAUGUGGCGGCACACUCAAAUUGGAAAUCCCACACGCACUAUCAUUAUCAUUUUUCCACCAAAACGUGAUUACAUACUAUACGCAUCUUCCUUUAGUCCUAAUCCUUCAAUAAAUGAUAACGAGCCGUGUCUCUUUCGCUUCUUUCUUUGCUUCUCUUUAUUGAGAAAAUUAUUAAUCACCGUGGAUUAUCUUAAAUAUAAGUUGUGGCACGAAACACUAGCUAUAAGCUGUAACUGAAAAGUGUAUAAAAACCGUUACAGACCCCGAGCCACUGGCGCGUCGUACCAAACAGCUUUCUCUCAUUCUCUCUUUCAAUUUCAAUCUUGAUUUUGGAUAUGUGUGUUGUACAAACCCUCUGUUCACCGUGCGGUGGUGGAUUGUUCCAGAACAUUGAAUGCGGGACUUCGGCGGAGAAGUUACGAUUUGUUAAGUUUCACUAUGGAAUCAAUGCCGUUGGAUUAGGUCGUUGUCGUAAAAGCCUGUUGAAACCGAUCACGGCGAAGGAUGGCCGUGAAUCGUCUCUUGCCGGUGACGGUAACGGUAACGGUGCUCCUAAGUACAAGGGGAUUUCUGUGAAUACACAGAACUGCGUCAAGAAUGAACCAGAUUCAUCUUUCACUAAUCACUCUGCUGGUAAAAAUGUCUGUGACUUGUCGACAAAUGGGAAUUCGACGAACAUUUUGUGGCAUGAAUGUCCAAUUCAGAAGCUUGAUAGACAGAAAAUACUUCAACAAAAAGGCUGUGUCAUUUGGAUAACUGGUCUCAGUGGUUCAGGAAAAAGUACGAUAGCAUGCGCUUUGAGUCGAAGCUUGCACUCGAGAGGAAAGUUAACUUAUAUCCUUGAUGGUGACAAUGUUCGCCAUGGUCUAAACCGUGAUCUUAGUUUUAGAGCAGAAGAUCGCUCUGAGAACAUUAGAAGGAUUGGUGAAGUAGCAAAACUCUUGGCAGAUGCGGGAGUUAUUUGCAUCACGAGUUUAAUAUCACCAUACCAAAAGGAUCGGGAUGCUUGCAGGGCCCUACUACCCAAAGGAGAUUUUAUUGAGGUUUUCUUAGACGUGCCACUAGCCGUGUGUGAAGCAAGGGACCCAAAGGGGCUAUACAAACUUGCUCGAGCUGGAAUGAUCAAAGGUUUCACAGGGAUAGAUGAUCCAUAUGAACCCCCAUGUGGUUGUGAGAUAGUACUGCAGCAGAUAAAAGGAAGUGACUGCAUGUCUCCAAAUAAUGCAGCCGAAAAAGUAAUAUCCUACUUGGAGAAAAAUGGGUACCUGCGGGCCUGACUGCCUGAAUGGCUUAUUUCUUGUUUUUAUAGGUAUGCUGGGCACAUAUAAAACUGUUUCUCCAAGUAGCAAAGAAAUCAUUGUUCAUUAAGCAUCUAGUUCUAUCCAAGGCACAUACAUCCAUAUUGUAUUUAUGUCUUCAUUAUAUAGAAGACAUCAGUAAGUGGGGUGGAUGUGGAUCAGUGAGGAAGGAGUUGGUCUUGAUUGGUAAUAGAUGUAAGAAAAAUAAAACAAGAAUUAUGUGUAUAUUAUCCUUAUAUCUUUUGGCAAA